This is a messenger RNA of Hyla sarda, 1391 nucleotides long. Its product is annotated as aflatoxin B1 aldehyde reductase member 2-like. The transcript is spliced from 7 exons. NCBI's taxonomy places the organism in Eukaryota, Metazoa, Chordata, Amphibia, Anura, Hylidae. Bases 236 to 1294 code for a protein of 352 amino acids. The record is from RefSeq and is a predicted model, not a curated record.
GUCCUGACCACCGAAUGUUGAAACAAAAAAAAUACAAGCUACAAUUUCUGCCCAGAGAGUAAAAUGCUGCAAAACUACAACUCCCAUCAUGCCGAUGCAGCGAAGUGUUGUAGUUCGGGUGUAAUCAUCCCGGUUGGGACACUGUGUUCUUCAUUACACCGGUGCAGAAAGAGUUAAUGGUUAGUCGGGCCGGAGGUCACAUGAUCCUGAGGGUGAAGUCCUCCGCGCAUGCGCCAUGCUGUCAGUGUCCCUGCGGGCGGCUCGGCGGUUGGUCCCGGUCGCAGUGCUCGGCUCCGCCAUGUCCCGCUCACCCGCCGCCGUUCCUUCGUCCCCUCUCCCCCGCACGGUCCUGGGCACCAUGGAGUUCGGACGCCGCAUGGACGCUCAGGCCAGCGGAGCGGCGGUGCAGGAGUUCCGGAGACGCGGACACGACGAGCUGGACACCGCCUUCAUGUACGGGGACGGGGAGACCGAGAGGGUGCUGGGGACACUCGGCCUGGACGCGGGAGUGAAGAUGGCGACUAAAGCCAACCCCUGGGAAGGGAAGACCCUGAAACGGCAGAGCGUGCGCGACCAGCUGGAGACCUCGCUGCAGCGGCUGAACAUGUCCAGCGUCCAGAUCUUCUACCUCCAUGCGCCCGACCACCAGACCCCGGUGGAGGAGACAUUGGAGGCCUGCCAGGAGCUGUACAAGGAGGGAAAGUUUAAGGAGCUGGGUCUGUCCAACUACGCGUCCUGGGAGGUGAUGGAGAUUUACCGCAUCUGUAAGGAGAGGAGCUGGGUGCUGCCGACCGUCUACCAGGGUAUGUACAACGCCACCACAAGACAAGUGGAGACGGAGCUCCUCCCCUGUCUGCGCCAACUCGGGAUCCGCUUCUACGCCUACAAUCCGCUGGCAGGGGGGCUUCUGACCGGCAAAUACAAAUACGAGGACAAGGAUACGGCGGAGCAGACGCCCUCCAGGUUCUUUGGGAACAGUUGGGCAGACACCUACAGGAACAGAUACUGGAAGAAGUAUCAUUUCCAGGCUAUUGACCGAGUGCAGAAGGCGCUGGAGGAGGCGUAUGGCAAAGACCGACCCAGUCUGACGGCCGCUGCUCUCCGCUGGAUGUAUCACCAUUCCAAACUACAGGGGAGUCGGGAAGACGCUGUGAUCCUGGGGAUGUCCAGUACGGAGCAGCUGGUGCAGAACCUGGACGGGGCGGAGGGUGGGCCCCUGCUUCCCCCCGUGGUCAGCGCCUUCGAUGACGCCUGGAACCUGGUCGCCCACGACUGUCCAAACUAUUUCCGCUAGAACAUUUCACAGGAUCGGCCUCAUCUGUAGCGUCAUUUCUAUGCACUUUGUCUGAACACGAGACGCAACUGGAAAUGUAUAAAUAAUUUCAUUAUAA